ACUGGAAGCAAAGGCACCCCCAAUAAAAAAUAAUAACAAUAAGCACCCCCCUUCCCUCCUGCCCCCACACCUUCUUCUCACUGCAUUUCCAUCAUCCUCAUCCUCUCCUCUCCCUUCCUAUGUAUUCAGGAUGAGCAGCAAAGAAGAGGCCACUAAGUGCGCCCCAGCCACACUCUCCAGCUUCACCAUACAGUCCAUCCUGCACGGCACCACAUCCAACCGGGGGCGAGCAAGUGCCAAGCCUUAUGCCAGGGCAUCCCUGACAUGCAGCGAGCCAAGCCCCAGCGCCUCCUCCGACGAGGAAGAGCAGGAGGAGGGAUGGAGGGAUCACCGCUGUUUCUGCUCCAAAUCAGGCAGCAAGGAGCCGAGGGACCAAACCCCCCACACCUACAGCCCCCACACCUGUCUCAACAAUGCACAAGGACCACACAGUACAGAGAGGACCCAGCUGCCCUCUCCGUCUCAGCAGGACUAUACCGGGGAGAAGGAGAGACAUUUAACCCCCAGCACUCCCUUUCCAGGAGACAGGCAGAGAGAUCCUGCGGACAGGCAGAGAGAUCUUGGGGACAGGCAGAGCAGUGCCAAGAAGAAGACCCGGACAGUGUUCUCCAGGAGCCAGGUCUACCAGCUGGAGUCCACCUUUGACAUGAAGAGGUAUCUCAGCAGCUCGGAAAGGGCUUGCCUGGCCUCCAGCCUGCAGCUGACAGAGACCCAGGUCAAGACCUGGUUCCAGAACCGAAGGAACAAAUGGAAAAGGCAGCUCUCCGCUGAGCUGGAGGCUGCCAACAUGGCACAUGCCUCAGCGCAGACUCUGGUGGGGAUGCCGCUGGUAUUCAGAGACAAUUCACUUCUGAGGGUGCCAGUGCCCAGGUCAAUCGCCUUCCCAGCCCCCCUGUACUAUCCAGGCAGCAACAUGUCCCUACCUCUGUAUAACCUAUACAACAAGCUGGAGUACUGACUGUGCCCCCCUCCCACCUCCCCCGCUGCCAGCCCCAGCAGCUAGGGUGCUCAGACCACAAAGGAAAAUACACCAUGUGUAUGUGUCUACCAUUAUUUGCAGCACCAUGUUGUAUGUAUUUAUUUAGACAGGUAUUUGACUAUAUAUAUAUAUAUAUAUAUAUAUAUAUAUAUAUAUAUAUAUACACAUAUAUAUAUAAAGCAAGGCCCCCUUCCUUAUUCCACGUGUCUCUUAAAGUGUUCUGGAGAGCUGCUCGUACAAGAAAACACAGGUUAUUAUUAACCCUUGCCCUGCCGGGGGGUGCCCAGCCUUGCCCGUGUUCCUGGUGUAGGCGAACAAAAGUGUUUAUGUAAAUAAUAUUUUUUAAAAAUAAAUAAUAACUUUUAUCCCCGUUGGUACUAUGGGUUUCUUGACGGCUAAUCGCAUGUAGAAAUGAGUGGAUGAGGAUGCUGAGUGGAGUUACUAAUCCGAUUUCACGUACACUAAUGUGGAUUAUGUGAAUAUUGUCCCUUUAAUCACAGUAAUAAUAGUAAAUCGCAGCCGGUACGAUAAGAAUGUGUCAUUAGCACAACGAAAAUGUUUCUAGACGGUGAUUUGCUAAUCCGAUACCCAAGCUAUAUUUACCAAAGAAACGUGUAUUAUCAGCAGUAAAAUAAAUGUAUAAUCGUCUAACUACUGAGAUUGGAGAAGCAUCGA
This is a messenger RNA of Pseudophryne corroboree (corroboree frog), 1654 nucleotides long. It is a transcript of the gene HMX2, whose product is annotated as H6 family homeobox 2. The record is from RefSeq and is a predicted model, not a curated record. NCBI's taxonomy places the organism in Eukaryota, Metazoa, Chordata, Amphibia, Anura, Myobatrachidae. Gene Ontology annotation, cellular component: nucleus. Gene Ontology annotation, biological process: regulation of transcription by RNA polymerase II. The coding region runs from base 131 to 958 and encodes 275 amino acids. The transcript has 2 exons. Gene Ontology annotation, molecular function: RNA polymerase II transcription regulatory region sequence-specific DNA binding; DNA-binding transcription factor activity, RNA polymerase II-specific.